AUGGCAAAGACUCGGAAAUUAGCUGUGGUGGGUAGUAGGUCAGUGGGGAAAUCCCUGAUGACAGUACGGUUUGUUGAAGACCAUUUCGUGGAAUCAUAUUACCCCACUAUUGAGAACCAAUUCUCCAAAACUAUAGCAUAUAAAAAUCAAGAUUAUGUCAUUGAAAUCUUAGAUACUGCGGGGCAAGAUGAAUAUUCAAUAAUGAAUGAAAAGCAUUUGAUUGGAAUCCAUGGAUAUUUACUUGUGUAUAGUGUCACACUGUUACAGAGCUUUGAAUUAAUCGAAGUUAUAAGGGAUAAGAUUUUGAAUAGUAUUGGAGCAGACAAUAUCCCCAUGGUACUAAUUGGGAAUAAAUCUGAUUUGAAUUAUCAACGACAAGUGGAAACUAUUGAAGGACAACAAUUAGCUGAGAAGUUUGGGUGUAAAUUCUUGGAAUCAAGUGUACAAGACAAUGUGAAUGUGAAUAAAGCGUUUGAGACUCUUUUGGACUCUAUUGAAACCAUCACAAACCCUCCACCCAAAUCUGAAGAUAAAUGUACCAUAGUAUAA
Molecule: messenger RNA, 549 nt
Organism: Lizanozyma spartinae
Lineage: Eukaryota; Fungi; Ascomycota; Pichiomycetes; Serinales; Debaryomycetaceae
Gene: RHB1
Product: putative GTPase
Exons: 1
Coding region: 1-549 (182 amino acids)
Biological process (GO): small GTPase-mediated signal transduction
Cellular component (GO): plasma membrane
Molecular function (GO): GTPase activity; GTP binding; GDP binding
Source: RefSeq, a predicted model, not a curated record